GUCCUCGACGCGCCAGCACUGCAGGACGAUUUCUAUCUGAACCUGGUCGACUGGUCAUCCACCAACGUGCUCGCCGUGGGGCUCGGCUCGUGCGUCUACCUCUGGAGCGCCGCUAGCAGCAAGGUGACGAAGCUGGUGGACGUGGGCCCCAGCGACGCUGUGUGCUCUGUGAGCUGGACGCAGCGCGGCACGCUGCUGGCCGUCGGGACCAACAACGGUCACGUGCAGGUGUGGGACGUGGUGAAGGGGCGUCGGGUGCGGUCCAUGGGCGGGCACAGGGUGCGAGUGGGAGCCAUGGCGUGGGCGGCGAACGUGCUCGCCACAGGCAGCCGCGACCGCAGCGUGCUGCAGCGGGACGUGCGCUCUCCUGUGGACUUUGUUGCUCGACUCACUGCUCACAGGAGCGAAGUGUGCGGGCUCAAAUGGUCGCCUGACGACAGAGAGCUGGCUUCCGGGGGCAAUGACAACCAGCUGCUAAUCUGGAGUGUGCUCACCUCACAACAACCAGUGGUGCGGUUCACGCAGCACCAGGCAGCAGUGAAGGCCAUCGCCUGGUCGCCGCACCAGCACGGCCUGCUCGCGUCGGGAGGCGGUACGGCAGAUCGCUGCAUUCGCUUCUGGAACACCGCCACUGCCACGCCUCUGUCGAGGGUCGACACUGGUAGCCAGGUGUGCAACCUCCUCUGGUCGCGAAAUGCCAACGAGCUAGCAAGCACACACGGCUACUCGCAGAAUCAAGUCGUUGUCUGGAAGUACCCCUCCAUGGCGAAGCUGGCCACCCUAACCGGCCACACCAUGCGGGUGCUCUUCCUCGCUGUGUCACCGGACGGCCAGGCGACGAGACCCUUCGGUUUUGGAACGUCUUUCCGGGAACCAAGUCACAGGGUCCCCAAAGCUCGUCGAUGCUCGCGUCAGAACGAAGUCACAUCCGCUGACGGGCUCAACCCCCUCAGAUGGCAUGUGAUGUGA
Messenger RNA from Closterium sp. NIES-65, 969 nucleotides. The record is from the annotation of a GenBank genome assembly. NCBI's taxonomy places the organism in Eukaryota, Viridiplantae, Streptophyta, Zygnematophyceae, Desmidiales, Closteriaceae.